This is a messenger RNA of Necator americanus (New World hookworm), 828 nucleotides long. RefSeq lists its product as uncharacterized. Gene Ontology annotation, cellular component: mitochondrion. The record is from RefSeq and is a predicted model, not a curated record. Gene Ontology annotation, biological process: mitochondrial respiratory chain complex III assembly. Lineage: Eukaryota; Metazoa; Nematoda; Chromadorea; Rhabditida; Ancylostomatidae. The coding region runs from base 1 to 828 and encodes 275 amino acids. The transcript is spliced from 8 exons.
AUGCUGACAAGAUCCGUUUUUCGCCGACUCAUACACGUUCGAAAUAUGGCGUCAACAUCAGGGGAAUCUACCGGCAGUCAUAAGGUUAGUUCCGUCGACGAUCUCGCCCAAAAUCUUUUAUCCGCACCUCCUUCGCGAUUACCGAAGGGUAUCUUAAGACUACUAGCAUCAUGGAAGGCCAGAAAGAGCAGAGAUACAUUGGAUCCUGGAUUGAAAAGUCUACUAGACACUGCUUCUGCCCAACUUUACUAUAACUGUGCCAACAACUACGACUACGAAAAAUUGUGCGAAGCCUUUGGACUUCCUGACUACAUGUCCUCGUGGUACAAAUUAACGCUAAUGCAUUGUUGGAUGGUGCUAAUGCGGAUGCAUGUUUCGCUGGAUGCUCAAGCUUAUCUCCGGCUACAACGAAGCAUGCUGUCCACUAUGUGGUUCGACGUGGAUAACAGGCUGAAAAUUGUUGGACAAGAGUUGGGACAGACGCUUACUUCGGAAUCGGAUUUGAAAAGUAUGCAUGGUCUCCAUCUGCAAACGUUUUUAGAAUACGAUGAGGGAUUCUUGACUGAUGAUCGUGUGUUUGCUGGUGGAGUUUGGCGAUGUUUAUACAUGAGCAGAUCAUGCGAUCCAAUACACGUUCUUAGGACUAUCGCUUACAUGCGAGCAACAAUAGCAUGGCUAGACACCCUGGAUCUGAAAGAAAUCAUGGUUGAUGGCAUAAAGGAAUGGAAACAGAUGAAACCAAAAGAUGUUUUACACCAAGAGAAGAAUGAUGCACCCCCUGAGGUUACCGCCGAUGAAUCUAAAGAAGCUGCUGCUCGAGCAACUUGA